AUGAAGUCCCACAUCGCCGCCACCCUCGCCCUGACCUUCCUCCUCUCCCAGGCUGGUGCGGACUCGGACGUCGACACUCAGGACGGCCCCGCCGCGUGCCAGGCCAUCUGUCGGCCGACCCUAGAGCUAAGCCGCACCUGCGACGUCGACGAUGACCUCGUGGGCGGCCAGGCAGCCGAGAUGCAGGGCGAGCAGGCGUGCUACUGCCAGAACCAGAGCUUCGACGUUGGGCGCAUGACGGCGUUGUGUCAGAGCUGCGUGCAACAGGACGCGAUCGAGUUUAACGAUGCUAGGGAAGUCAACGACCUCAUGGCCCUGCGCGCCUUCCAGCCCGCCCAGUUCACCGCGGGCGAUGUGACAGCAGCCGACGGCGUCGUGGUCCAGGCUGCUCCUCCAGCGGGACAGGACACCAAUAUAGGCCGGCCGGGAAAGGGGAAGAAUCGAGCACCACCGCCUCCACCCCCUUACGGCCAACCUUCACCGUCGCCCCCGGUGCCCGGUCAAGCUCCACCUCCUCCACCUCCUAUUCCGGGCCAGGCUCCACCACCGCCGCCAGUCCCCGGUAGGAGCCUCCGCCGCCGCCGCCCUUUCGACCCGGCAAGGGGAAUCGGCGCAAGUUCCGCCCCCGUGGUUCCCGCCGAAACUUAUUUGUCCGUGAUGAUAAUGACCACGAUGAUUAUGACGCUGGUAUUGGGUUGUUGA
Molecule: messenger RNA, 702 nt
Organism: Diaporthe citri
Lineage: Eukaryota; Fungi; Ascomycota; Sordariomycetes; Diaporthales; Diaporthaceae
Exons: 2
Coding region: 1-702 (233 amino acids)
Source: RefSeq, a predicted model, not a curated record